Molecule: messenger RNA, 216 nt
Organism: Dibothriocephalus latus
Lineage: Eukaryota; Metazoa; Platyhelminthes; Cestoda; Diphyllobothriidea; Diphyllobothriidae
Source: the annotation of a GenBank genome assembly
AUGUUCAUUGCCUUGGGUCUUUCCGGUGUCAUACCGUGCCUUCAUUACGCCCUGAUGGAGGGUUUCUGGGAGACUGUGACCUCACCGGCUCUCGGUUGGCUUGUACUGAUGGCUUUCCUCUACAUCUCAGGGGCAGUGAUUUAUGCCAUGCGCAUACCCGAACGUCUCUACCCAGGAAAAUUUGAUAUCUGGGUAAGUGUGAUGAAUAAAAAGUAA